CUUUUAUGAGCAGCGUCCUAUCUUGUAUUAUCGCCUACUUUAGUCCCGAGUCCGUUCACGUUACACGACCCGACGACUUCAGGCGCCAACGCACGCCAACCUGAGGCUGUUGUGAGAGAAAGCAAACCAACAAUCCCGGGGCUCCGGAUCAACACUCUAUAUCUUUCUUACCGUCAUGCCGUUAUGACAAGCUCCUGAAACCGACCUCGCUUUCCUGGCUCUUCCCUUUAUUUCUGCGCGGUGCUUGAGUGGGCCUGUAGUCUCGAGCAUCAUUGCCGGGUCAUAUUGAGGCGCAACUACCACGAACAUCUGCAGUCAAAGAACGAUGCCUCCUGGACGACACGCGGCAUCCAGGGCAAGCUCGUCAAACAACGGAGACGCGAAGGCGCCGCAGAAGCGCGAGCCUUCCAGAGCAAGCUCGUCAAACAAUGGAGACCCCAAGGCGCCCCAGAGACGCCAGCCUUCCAGGUCACGGAACGCGGCAAGGUCCGAACCGUUGUCCAUCUUGGAAUCGUCGCGGAUGUCUAGACUACAGCCCGCCCCGAUACCACGUAUCAACCCAUGGUUGCAAGGUCUAAAGUUGGGCGCGAAAGUUGAACCGUCACAGCCAAUCCCAGCUCAUCUGGAAGAAGAGUCACCAUUGCCGUCCGCAUCCCGGAAGAGGAGUCGACCAGCAACCUCAAAAAAAAGGUCGGAGAAGGGUGAACCGAGCGUAGCCAGUGGCAGUCCAGAAGGUACUGCCAAUGUCCCAGAGUGCCCAAACGCUCCAAGGUCCACGUCAAGGUCUCCGACCGACAUCCUGCGACAUCACUCACGCAGUCCAACGUUGUCGCAAACUACAACAGCAGAGCCUGUGUCAUUGGAGGAAAUCAACAGAUCGACGCGAUCCCCGUCUACGAGCUCGGAGGCUUCGCGCUCAGCUUUGAUAGCAGCAGCUUCGCGCGCCGAGUCAAAUCUUUUCGCGAAUCCGAUAGGUGCUGAUGUGCUCGUGUGCGCCGGCAACUGGUCCUGGAAAGUUCAUCGCAACAUCUUGGUCAGAGAGUCUGACUGGUUCAAAGACAACCUACCGAAACUCCAAAAGGGCGAAGACCUCAUCAAAAUUUCGUUUGAGUGUGCGCCGGAGACUCUCGGGUACUGCAUCAGAUUCAUGUACAUGCAAAAGGUAGAGGGGCUACUGGAAGCGAAGCCCUUCGACGUAAGCCAUCUGCCGCGAUGUGUCUUGUGCUAUUGCGCCGCCCUCUACUUCCGAACCAAGGGCAUGAUACCUCCAAUAUUGGGUAUUGUGGACGCUACUGCGAAAGAUCUCUGCGAAGACCUGAGCGGAUUGCACCUGAAUAACAAUGGAGUAUCAACGACGGCGCUACCUUUAAACGAGACUCACCUUCUCGAUGCGCUUGACCUGAUAUACAGUCAAGAGAACCAAGUCAUCAUGGAACCCAUGCGGAUUGCCAUGGUGGCGGUACUGGAUGCGACGCUGUUCUUUCAGCUUCACCGGGAUGCAUUCAUGGAGAAGCUGAGAGCAUAUCCCUGGAUUUCACGAAUGCAAACAGACUAUGCGGAAUUCCGUCGUCAAACUGGGUUCAGCCGUCAGGGCUUGCUUAUUCCCAGUGGCGAGGCAUUGGACACGAUACUUGCCCAUCCAGACCUAAAGCACACCGCUAAUAUCGAGAUUUAGCAGGUCCCGAGGCCACAGACAUAUUGGCACCUUACCCGAUCCUUCUUAAGCUCUCCGGAGUCAUCUCGGGC
Emericellopsis atlantica is the source of this 1746-nucleotide messenger RNA. RefSeq lists its product as uncharacterized. NCBI's taxonomy places the organism in Eukaryota, Fungi, Ascomycota, Sordariomycetes, Hypocreales, Bionectriaceae. Gene Ontology annotation, molecular function: protein binding. Bases 326 to 1675 code for a protein of 449 amino acids. The transcript has 4 exons. The record is from RefSeq and is a predicted model, not a curated record.